GGUUAUGCUGGAAAGAUGACUAAUAAUAUUGGACCCGAUGUCGUUAAAUACAAGGUUACAGAUAAUAGUGACGACCCCUUAAACCCUAAACCCGGAACCCUAAGAUAUGCGAUGACGCAUAUUAAAGGAAAGAUUUGGGUAACGUUUGAAAGAGACAUGAAAAUUAGGCUCCAAAAACCCCUUUUAGUUAGCAGCUUUACCACCAUUGAUGGCCGUGGAGUUAAUGUUAACAUUGCUGAUGGUGCUUGUCUAAUGCUCCAAAGGGUGACAAAUGUGAUUAUUCAUGGACUAAGAAUCCACCAUUGCAAGGCACAAACAGCAUCAACAGUCUUGGGACCUGACAGAAAAAUUGUAAAUGUUGGUCCAGUUGAUGGAGAUGCAAUUAGAAUGUUGACUUCUUCCAAGAUUUGGAUUGAUCACAACACCCUUUUUGAGAGUGAAGAUGGUUUGAUUGAUGUCACUCGUGGUUCUACAGAUAUUACUAUUUCCAACAAUUGGUUUAGGACACAAGACAAGGUUAUGUUGUUAGGUCAUGAUGAUGGAUUCCUUCGAGACAAGAACAUGAAAGUUACUGUGGCAUUCAACUAUUUUGGUCCUAAUUGCAACCAGAGAAUGCCAAGGGUUCGUCAUGGAUAUGCCCAUGUAGUUAACAAUAAAUACAAGGGAUGGGGUAACUAUGCAAUAGGAGGAAGCAUGAACCCAAGCAUAAAGAGCCAGGCCAAUUAUUUCUUUGCACCAACAGGAGGAAAGAAAGAGAUUACAUGGACAAAGGAGGGUGCAGUUGGUGAAGUGAUAGGGAAUUUCCAGUCAGUUGAAGAUGUAUUUGCGAACGGAGCGUCUUUCGUUGGAUCGGGUUCUGGUCGUGAGGCUGUGAAGCCAAACUAUACGCCGGAGCAAGCUUUUCAGGUUGAAGAUGGAAAUAAAGUCAAGGACUUGACAAGAAAUGCAGGUGCUUUAAAAUGUUCUAGCUCUUCUACCUGCUGAACAUGAAUGGCUAAUUGGAGAUAAAUGAUGAUCAAUACUAUACUAUACUGGAAAAUGGACAUGCUUGCUCCAUAUAACAUCUCUUUCUAAGAAUAAUGAAGGGAAAAUUGAUGUUGCAGUUAUAGUAGUAGUAUAGCCUGAAUGUAGUAAUAAUAUGCAAGUCAUAAGCUAUGUUGCGUGGUUCUAUUUACCAAUAUGUACUUGUUAUAGAGUGAUAGUUUGUAGUGACCCGGCAAUUUCCGACCAACAAAGGCGUGGGGCUUUUGAGCAUUGCUUGGGUCGAGUUAGGCUACCUAGUGAUCUAUAAGUACCCUAACCGCACACUUAUUACAUAUCUGUAUCCAUCCAAUCAAAGACGUCCAUGCCCUAGAAAAUCAGAUCGGCAAAAACAAGACUAGGGACCAUGCUCCCUAGUUUCUUCCUGUUAUUACUAUUAGAACACAAGCAAAGUAGCGACCCACUAAGAAAGAGCUCCCCUUUAUGUUUGGGGAGCACUCAAAUGCAAUUUCGAUUAGAUGCGGGUAUCAAAUCCUGCCAUUAAUUUAAUGAAUAGAUUAAAUUAUUUAAAAUAAAUUGAUACAUUUCAUGCAGUUUUUUCAUAAUACACGAAAAGUAGCAAAAACUUUUCCUUCUAUUAUUUUUUCUCCUAAAGGGACCUACUUCGCUCUCGCUUUCCAUAAAAGGACAUCUCCGCAGCCAAAAAUAUGUUUUGUAUCAUAAUAUAUGUGAAGUAAACAUCCAAGCUUCACGAAUCUGACACAUUUAUAUACUAGGCAAGGAAGAGUUUUGUGUAAAAAAUCCGGCAGAGAA
Molecule: messenger RNA, 1794 nt
Organism: Lycium ferocissimum
Lineage: Eukaryota; Viridiplantae; Streptophyta; Magnoliopsida; Solanales; Solanaceae
Product: pectate lyase 1
Exons: 4
Coding region: 16-984 (322 amino acids)
Molecular function (GO): pectate lyase activity
Source: RefSeq, a predicted model, not a curated record